Messenger RNA from Aspergillus steynii IBT 23096, 672 nucleotides. RefSeq names its product histone H3 (gene hhtA). The transcript is spliced from 3 exons. Lineage: Eukaryota; Fungi; Ascomycota; Eurotiomycetes; Eurotiales; Aspergillaceae. Gene Ontology annotation, molecular function: structural constituent of chromatin; DNA binding; protein heterodimerization activity. Bases 14 to 424 code for a protein of 136 amino acids. The record is from RefSeq and is a predicted model, not a curated record. Gene Ontology annotation, cellular component: nucleosome. Gene Ontology annotation, biological process: rRNA transcription.
ACUAUCCACUACAAUGGCUCGCACUAAGCAGACUGCCCGUAAGUCCACUGGUGGCAAGGCUCCCCGUAAGCAGCUCGCUUCCAAGGCUGCCCGCAAGGCCGCCCCCUCCACCGGAGGUGUCAAGAAGCCUCACCGCUACAAGCCCGGUACCGUCGCUCUCCGUGAGAUCCGUCGCUACCAGAAGUCCACCGAACUUCUGAUCCGCAAGCUGCCCUUCCAGCGUCUGGUCCGUGAAAUCGCUCAGGACUUCAAGUCGGACCUCCGUUUCCAGUCCUCCGCCAUCGGUGCUCUUCAGGAGUCCGUCGAGGCUUACCUCGUCUCCCUCUUUGAGGACACCAACCUGUGUGCCAUCCACGCCAAGCGUGUCACCAUCCAGUCCAAGGACAUCCAGCUUGCCCGCCGUCUCCGUGGUGAGCGCUCUUAGAUUAUGUCUAAUGAGUCGAUUCUUUCUUCUGGUUGGCUCCUGGGAAGGCGAUAAUGGGGUUCUGCUUGCUUUUUCUUUCAUGACUACUGGCGAUACAUGACGGGUUUUCUUUUUUUCGAAUAUCAAUGGGUUCCGGCUAUGGGUUUCAAGUUUUUAUUUCUUGCUGCGCUAUAAAUAGUAGGCUGCCUAGUCAGCGGCUGGGUGGAUUGGGUUUCACGGAUGCAUCCGAACAUGUACAUUAAUUGAGA